UCCGCAAGAAUCCCCGCACUUCCCGACGCCGCAGCAGCCGCGGCCCCGCGGUCCCGCGGUCCGUCCCGCCGGCCGCUGCCGCCGCUCGCCGCCCGCCCCUCCCCGGAAGGGCGGCCCCAGCGCGGCCGGCGCGGAGCCGGCAUGGAGCGGGCCGAGGCCUACGGCUUCUCGGGCACCAUGAGCGGCGCCUUCCUGCUGUCGUGCCUGCUCUUCGCGGCCGUCAGCCGCCGACAGCGCGGGCCCUACAUGGACGAGGUGUUCCACGUCCCGCAGGCGCAGGCCUAUUGCCACGGCCGCUUCCUGCAGUGGGACCCCAUGAUCACCACGCUGCCCGGCCUGUACCUGCUCUCCGUGGGAGUGGUGAAGCCCGCGGCGUGGCUCCUCGGGUGGACGGGAAGCGUGGUGUGCUCUGUGGGAAUGCUCAGGUUUAUCAACCUCCUCUUCAGUGCUGGGAACUUCUAUUUGCUGUAUUUGCUUCUGUUCAAGAUCCAUCAGAAGAAUAAGGCUGUGUCUGGUUUCCAGAGAAUCUUGUCUGCAUUAACUCUUGCAACAUUUCCCACCCUUUAUUUUUUUACAUUCCUUUAUUAUACGGAUCCAGGAUCAGUAUUUUUUACUCUCUUUUCCUAUUUAAUGUGCCUUUAUGGUAAUCAUAAAACUUCUGCUCUCCUUGGAUUUUGUGGCUUCAUGUUUCGUCAGACAAAUAUUGUGUGGACAGUUUUUUGUGCUGGAAAUGUUGUUGCAGAGAAGCUAAAUGAAGCCUGGAAGAUUGAGUUGCAGAAAAAGAAAGAUGAAAAGAUUUCUUCCAGGAAAGGAUCAUUUUCAGAUUUGACCAGAAUACUGCAGUUUCUUGUUGAAUAUCUCUUGUCGCCUAAAAACUUAGUUACACUUACUGCUUUAACUUGGCCAUACAUCAUAUUAGUUUCUCUCUUCUUUGUUUUUGUCUUCAUCAAUGGUGGAAUAGUUGUUGGUGAUAGAAGUAGUCAUGAGGCCUGUUUGCACUUUCCUCAGCUGUUCUAUUUUCUGUCCUUUACUGUUUUUUUUUCAUUCCCUCAUUUAUUGACCCCUACUAAAAUCAGGAGAUUCCUUUUGUCAUUGCAAAAGCAUCCUGUGCAGUAUAGCCUAAUCACUGUCAUCUCUUUGUUCCUGGUCUGGAAAUUUACCUAUGUCCAUAAGUAUUUACUAGCGGAUAACAGGCAUUAUACCUUUUAUGUCUGGAGAAAAGUAUUCCAAAGACACGAGCUUGUAAAAUACCUGUUGGUUCCAUUCUAUAUAUUUGCUGGCUGGAGUUUUGCUGAUACACUAAAAUCAAAAUCGAUAUUCUGGAUCUUAAUGUACUUUGUAUGUUUAUUAGCCGUCACAGUUCCUCAAAAAUUGCUAGAAUUUCGUUAUUUUAUUUUGCCAUUUUUAAUAUAUAGGCUCAAUACUCCAUUUUUGUCUCUAUAUAGACAACUUCUGGAGCUGGCUUUUUAUAUUUUAGUAAAUGCUGUAACUUUUUAUCUUUUUCUAAACAGAACAUUCCGAUGGGAAAAUAGUGAUGAAGUACAGAGGUUUAUGUGGUGACUUUUUUGAUAUUUUUAUACCUGUAGGAAAACACAGUUCUGUUUCAGGACUGGACUCUGGAAUGAAAUAUGUUUUGCAUCAUGUAAGGACUGUUUUCCCUAGCUGGAAUUGGAAGUAAGCUCUUUGCUUAUAUUGUUGCAACCAAAUGCAAGAUAUGUUAUUAUGUGAAGAUACUCCAUCCAUUGAAUUUAUGAGAAUUUUAAAAUUGAAUAUGAGGGGAAAUGUGAGAACACCUUUCUGUAAUUAAUGUAAAAAUAAGGGAGAUGUUUACUGUAAUUUUUCAAUAUAAUAAAAUUCUACAUAACAUGCCCUUGAAGGUAUAACAGUUUCUGUUUCAGAGACUGCUCUUUUACAAAAGAAGGAUUUCUGCCUGUUCAACCUUUUUUUUUAUUUAUCUGUGUGCAUAUUUAUUUCUCAGAUCAGACCAUUUCCUUUAGGUUUACUAGUGGUCAAAGUAUAAACCACUACUGAAGUACAAUGUUUUCAAAGCCUCCUAUGUCUCACUGAAUUUUUAUUACUUUUUUUUUUUUGUCAGUAAAUGCUUACAUUAGUUUUGUAAACAGAGUGUAGGCUCUUAAAUCAUUAGAGCAUUUUGAACAUUUUAUUUCAAGCUGCUAUUUAGAAAACACAGUGGAUGCUAUGUGUGUGCACCUUUGGAGGAAUAAAUGUUACUGUACAAUAAAACAUAAAUGGCAGUUGAUAAUGUAACCUGUUAGAAAGGGAGUAGUUUACAGAUGUCAGACUGCAAUGUGCAGUGGAUUGCAACCCUCUUAAAUAAUUGAGCUUUUAUGUCCUGUGGUUCUGUGCUCACAGGUUAGUGCUGAAAUCGGCUCUGAGUGCACUCCUGACUUGCACUGAAUAUUUCAAAGAUCUUUGAUGUGUAAUCUUCAAGAAGUACUAAUGGCAUUAUUGAACUAUUCUUUUAAGUAUUUUUUAUGUUUAAUGGAACGUGAGUGUAUAUAUUUUGUUUGAAAAAGGUAAA
This is a messenger RNA of Poecile atricapillus (Black-capped chickadee), 2542 nucleotides long. Its product is annotated as putative Dol-P-Glc:Glc(2)Man(9)GlcNAc(2)-PP-Dol alpha-1,2-glucosyltransferase. The coding region runs from base 142 to 1560 and encodes 472 amino acids. The record is from RefSeq and is a predicted model, not a curated record. Gene Ontology annotation, molecular function: dolichyl pyrophosphate Glc2Man9GlcNAc2 alpha-1,2-glucosyltransferase activity. Gene Ontology annotation, cellular component: endoplasmic reticulum. NCBI's taxonomy places the organism in Eukaryota, Metazoa, Chordata, Aves, Passeriformes, Paridae. The transcript is spliced from 3 exons. Gene Ontology annotation, biological process: protein N-linked glycosylation; dolichol-linked oligosaccharide biosynthetic process.